Diaporthe citri is the source of this 1239-nucleotide messenger RNA. RefSeq lists its product as uncharacterized. The transcript has 2 exons. The coding region runs from base 1 to 1239 and encodes 412 amino acids. Lineage: Eukaryota; Fungi; Ascomycota; Sordariomycetes; Diaporthales; Diaporthaceae. The record is from RefSeq and is a predicted model, not a curated record.
AUGGGAAGCAAAAACUCAUCAUCCUCAACUAUUGUCAGAAACGUGCGCGAGAUUCUGAGGGAGCCCAAGCAACUCAAGACCAUACAACACAUUGCCCUGCGCGGCGUACCACAAAUAAAGUACCUGGAAAGCAGCUUCUUCGAAAACGACCUCGCGCCACACGAGACAGAAGCAUUGAAGAAAUGGGUUUCCGAGGUGCAAAUCCCGGAAAGCAACCUCGCCCUUACACCACAAAACGAAGACGAAUGCAACUCACCAUCAGUGACCCGCGCCGUCGUCGCCGUGCUCUCGCGUCUCUCUGAUCUCAAGACUCUCGAGGUCCACACCUUCGACCGAACCGCCGGGGACGAGGAAGACCAGCUGCACCCCGGCUUCGGGGGCGCGCUGGAGACGGCAAGGAUACUGGUUCCCCGCCCCGAGGACGACCCUGAGGACGAGAUGGACUACUACGUCUACCCCUCGUCCCUCCUGCCCCUGUUCGGCCUGCCGAGAGUCCGGCGCAUCGAGGCCCACCGCGUCGACGACGGCGGCGCGUCCAUCCCGGCGGCGACCCUGGGUGUCACCUGCCCGACGCUGAGGGAGCUGCGCCUGUUUCGGCGCCAGCUCACGGAGGAGACCCUCGGCCUUGUGUUGGGGGCUGCCCCCAACCUCACGACGCUCCACUGCGACCUCGUCCUGGACGCAGAGCAUGUGAGCGGCUGGUUUGAUCUUGGCAAGGUCCGGGCCUCCCUUGAUGGCCUUAAGGGCUCGCUCGAGGACUUGUCCCUCGCGUUGAACCCCUGGUCGUCCACUGCCAUCGACUGCGGCGAGAAGGGCCCGUGGGGUAUCCGCGGAUCGCUGGGGCCGCUCAAGGACUUCGACCGCCUGACGCGGCUGUCUGUGUCACUGCCUGUCUUGCUCGGGUGGCACGUCCAAGGCUCGGGCAAGCUCGCUGACGUGUUGCCAGCCGGCAUCCGGUCCUUGACAAUCACGAAUGAAAUGUUCUUCUGGUGGCACUAUGAAUGGGAUGGUGUUGAUUGGGAUAAGGAAUGUGGUGAAUACGGCAUUCCGCGAUGGCGAUGGAUCGAGGAAAAGAUUAUGGAGUACCUGGCAGGCCGGCCGGGGAGUCUUGAAGAGUUGGUCCUGGACAUUUCAACUGCUGCUGAGGCAGAAAGAGGUGCGCAGCUUAGAGAUACUCUGGUGUCAAAGGGCCAAGACGUAGGGGUCAAAGUAGCUGUCCAUUUGAAGAAAUCAUCAUGA